Messenger RNA from Rhea pennata, 5678 nucleotides. RefSeq names its product WD repeat domain 90 (gene WDR90). Gene Ontology annotation, cellular component: centriole. The record is from RefSeq and is a predicted model, not a curated record. The transcript is spliced from 44 exons. NCBI's taxonomy places the organism in Eukaryota, Metazoa, Chordata, Aves, Rheiformes, Rheidae. Gene Ontology annotation, molecular function: protein binding. Bases 1 to 5568 code for a protein of 1855 amino acids.
AUGGCGGCAGGUAGCGGCGUCGGGGCCCGGGCGCCUGCAGGGCUCCUGGUGCCUGUCUCGGCAGUGUGGCAGAACCCCUACCUGAACGUCUUCAAGCACUUCAAAGUGGAGGAGUGGAAGCGGUCCACGAAAGAGGGGGAUGUGACGACCUUCAUGGACAAGACACUGAAGGGAACGGUGUUUCGGAUCCGAGGCUCCAUUCCUGCUAGUAACUACAUUCAGCUUCCAAAGACCAGCACGCAGUCGCUGGGCCUCGUGGGGCGUUACCUCUACCUGCUGUUCAGGCCUAUGCCAAACAAAUACUUUGUUGUGCAUCUGGAUGUUACUACAGAGGACAACCAGGUGGUUCGCAUCUCUUUCUCCAACCUAUUUAAGGAGUUCAAAUCCACAGCUACAUGGCUUCAGUUCCCCUUCAUCUGUGGAGCACCCAAAGGGUCAAUUUAUGAGAGCACAGCCAAGACAUCUAAGCAAGAUCUAGUGGGAGCAGCACCUGCCAAUGUGCGCUGGACCUGUCUGAUGCUUGAUCUUCAUUACAUCCUCUCCAUGUAUCUCAACCGACGUUACAGCCAUCUGAAGAGUGUCAAGCUCUGCUCCAACCUACUUGUGAAAAAUCUCUGCACAAGUGACUUGCUGUUUGACCCAAGUGUGACUUUCUCUGAAGCCCGACAAGCUAACUUGGCUUGCCAUGGUAUGUCUCCCAUGCCCCGGGAAAUGGCAUUCCCUGUGCCAAAGGGAGAGAAGUGGCAUGACUGCUACGACUAUAUCAGGUUUCCAUCUGACGGGUCCAAACUGCCAUAUGACUCGAUCCAAAAGAGCUGUUCCAGUCCUGCAACAGGUGGCCAAGGUUUGGAAGAUGCGUAUCACCAGCUGCCCCAGCCGGUAACACUUACAAAAGCAGUCCGUGACCGUCUGUCCCUCAUCCAGCAGAUAACCAGUCCCAAAGCUAUGCCACGUCGGUGUCCUCUAAUUACAAAAAGCAUUCCUGAGGUUCACCUAAAAGCCCCAGGACCUCUGGAAGUCAUGCAUGCUGGGGAGCAGGAGACAAGCGAACGAACUACCCAUGCUGUCAACACUAGCUUGGAGGAGAGUGUAUACACAACGGUCACUGGACCAGAUGUGCUGUCUGGUAGGAGAGCCUCUCACUGCAGGAGGCUUUUACCGGAUCCAAUCCUGAAGCUGAGGAUGAUUAUUGGCUUUGGAGGUUGCAGCACCAAAUGGGCACUGUGGACUCAGAAUAACUCUGCAGUGGUCUACCCCUGCCAUGCUGUUAUAGUGACCAUGCAGAUUCAGACUGGAGAACAGAGGUUCUUCAUUGGACAUACAGAUAAGGUGUCAGCACUGGCAUUCAAUGGAAACAGCACCUUGCUGGCUUCUGCACAGACAGGCCCCUUGAGCGUUGUGCGCCUCUGGGAAUUUCCAAAGGGGAACUGCUUGUCAGUAUUUAAAACUCAUGUCCGGUCACUCACAUCCCUGAGCUUUUCCUACAGUGGAGCAGUUCUUUGUGGCAUUGGAAAGGAUGGACAUGGCAAAAUGAUGGUCAUAGUGUGGAACACUGCUCAGGUGACCCGUGGCAGAGAGGUAGUUGUGCUGGCCAAAGCACACACAGACGUGGACAUCCAGACUUUGAAGAUUGCUUUUUUUGACGAUACCAGUCUCUUGUGUAACAGGAUGGUGUCGUGUGGCAGGGACAACGUGAGGCUGUGGCGAGUGCGGAGUGGAGCGCUGCGCUCGUGUCCUGUGAAUCUGGGCGAGUACCAUUCCCUGGAGUUCACCGAUCUGGCCUUCGAGGAGGGGCACUCAGCGGAGCGGGAGCCAGAGGACCGCACGCUCUUUGUCUGCAGCAAGAGCGGUCACAUACUGGAAAUAGACUACAAGAAUGUCUGCAUCAGAAGUGCCCGGCAGCUCCUGCCAUCCCAGCCCUGUCACCAGCAAGAAAAACAAACCUGCAGUGCAGGCCCUGGGAUUGCUAUAAACAGUAUUAGUGUCUCCUCAACAUUCUGUGCCACGGGAUCAGAAGAUGGUUAUCUGCGGCUGUGGCCACUGGACUUCUCUGCUGUCAUCUUAGAGGCAGAGCAUGAGGCUCCAGUGAGUUCUGUCUGCAUCAGUCCAGACAGCCUCAAAGUUCUGUGCACAACCACCACUGGGAAUCUGGGUUACCUGGAUAUAGAGUCUCGAGACUAUAACACCCUCAUGCGCUCUCACACGGAUUCUAUUUUGGCAUUUUCUGUGGAGGGAGUUCGGAAGCAGAUGGCAACAGUCUCUCAGGAUAACACCAUCCGAGUCUGGGACCUCAUGACCAUGCAGCAGCUGUAUGACUUCACAGCUGCAGAUGAAAUGCCAUGUGCUGUGGCCUUUCACCCUACUCAGCAGAUCCUUGCCUGUGGCUUUGACAGUGGGAUGGUGCGAGUCUUCAGCUUGGCUGCCUCUGAUCUCCUAGUGGAACACAAGCAACAUCGUGCUGCUGUCACUGGUCUGAUCUUCUCUCCAGAUGGCAAUUUCAUGUUCAGUUCCUGUUCACAGGGAACUUUGGCUCUUUACAACUCUGCAGUACAAAAAAGCCAUGUCCUGAGAGUCUUGGGUAACGUGGUGGUCCGGAAUGCUGGGAGUGGUCCUGAUGCCUUGGUGCUUAGUGAGGACAGCCAUCUCCUGGCCUUUGUGGGUCCUACUAAGUUCAUUGUGACCGUGAUGGAGGCCUGCUCCCUCAAUGAGCUGCUAAAGGUGGAUGUCAGCAUCUUUGAUUUGGAUAGCACAGCCCUGGACUCUGCAGUGAGGAUCUGCUUUGCUCCUGUGUCUCAACGCCAGCUCCUGGUAUCCACUUCUUCCAGUAAAAUCCUUGUGCUUGAUGCAAAAAGUGGACGACUGGUGCGAGAGGUGCCUCCUGUGCACAAGCUGUCCUGCUCUUCCUUGUCACUAAGCAAGGAUGCCAGGUACUUGCUCACUGCUGGUGACAAGGUUAUCAAAGUGUGGGACUACCAGAUGCGCUUUGAUAUCAACUUCCAGGUAUACAUUGGCCACUCGGAGCCAGUGCGACACGUGGCCUUCACCCCAGACCAAGAGCAUGUUGUCAGCGUUGGAGAUGCCAUCUUCCUCUGGGAUUUCCUAGCUCUGUCUGCAGAGGGGUCACCCCCAGCUGCUGUGCAUUCUUCUAAGGCUGAUCUGCUUCCCAGAGCAGAAAGGAGCUUUGAGAAGCUCAAGGAUGCCACUGAGAUACCUCGGCAGACAGCUCCUCUGCCAUUGUUGUCUUCACCACCAUGUCUGGGUGUCGGUUCUGUCCACCAAGUGGGAUGUCGUGGUAUUUUUUCUGAGUCCGAUGAAGAGGAGGAAGCAAAUCUCCUGGGCAGCAGCAAAACAAUGGCAAAUGGAGACAAAGACCCCUCGGUCCUUGUGGUAGAGUCGGUCAGGAAUGAGGAGCCUUUUGUUGUGAGGCCCAAAGUGAAACAGGAGAGCUCGAGGUCUCCCAGUCACUCAGGAAAUGCAUCUAGAAAGGAGACCAAAGGUCCCAAAUCCCAGUGCUCCAUCCGCCCAGAUUCCUACCGGCAUUUUACUCCUCGCUUUAAAGCAUCAGUGCUCCCCCAGAGUUUCUCAUCUCCUCCCGCUGGCUAUGAGGUCUUGAAGCUAAAAGCAGUGAUCGGUUACAAUGGGAAUGGCAGAGGAAAUAUGGUGUGGAACCCAGACACAGGCUUCUUCGCCUACACGUGUGGUUGCAUCGUUGUGGUUGAAGACCUGCACUCAGGAUCACAGAAUCACUGGCUUGGCCAUGCUGAGGAGGUCUCUACACUAGCUGUCAGCCAUGAUGCCCAGGUUCUUGCCUCUGCUUCGGGACGGAGGAAUGGAGACUCACAUUGUCAGAUCUGCAUCUGGAACAUCCAGGAUGGGGUUUGCACAAGACAACUCUUCCAUCAUGAGACACAGGUGCAAGCUAUGGCAUACUCUUGGGAUGACAGAUUCCUCAUUACGUUAGGUGACUACUGUGAUCAAACUAUUGCUCUAUGGGAUACCUACACUUACGAACUCAUGUCAUCGACUCACAUCUCGGAGCCAGUCCAUGACGUGGCUUUUAAUCCUCUUUCUCAUGGAGAACUGGCCUGUGUGGGGAGGGGAGCAGUGACAUUUUGGCUGUUGGAACAGCAGGGGGCCGACAGCAACCUCAAGGUUCAUCAGGCCCCUGUCCCUGAUGCGUUAGGACUGGUGGAACUGACCUCACUGUGUUACGGUGCUGACCCUCUUCUUUAUAGUGGGACCAACACAGGCCAGAUCUGCGUGUGGGACACAGAGACUAAUCGCUGCUUCAUGACAUGGGAGGCCGACGAAGGCGAGAUUGGUGUGCUGGUGUGUCGGCACAACAGACUGGCCAGCGGCAGCAACACGAAACGCAUCCGUCUGUGGGCAGUGGCAGCCGUGGAGGAGCUAAGGCUGAAGGGUUCUGAGGCCAGGUCUAGCUCUGUCCUGCUAGAACAUGAGAUGACACUCGAUGGGACGAUAGUCAGUGCGGCCUUUGAUGACUCUCUAGAAAUGGGAAUUGUGGGCACCACCACAGGAACACUGUGGUACAUCAACUGGACUGAGAGCACGAGCAUCCGACUGAUCAGUGGACACAAGAACAAGGUUCGAUGGUCUGGGAAGGAGGUGAACGAAGUGUCCUUCAGUCCUGAUGAGACUCACUGUGCCACAUGUGGUGAAGACGGCAGCGUGAGGAUUUGGUCUCUGGGCAGCAUGGAGCUGGUGGUACAGUUUCAAGUGCUGAACCAGAGCUGCCAGUGCCUGGCCUGGAAGCCUCAGCCUGUUGGUGCCCGGGGAGCUGAGAGCCAACAUGUAGUAGCAGGGUACAGCGAUGGCACCAUCCGUGUGUUCAGCAUUUCCAGGACGGAGAUGGAGCUGAAGAUGCAGCCCCAUGCUGUUGCGCUGACAGCAGUUGCCUACUCCACAGAUGGAGAAAUCAUCUUAUCAGGGGGCAAGGAUGGACUUGUGGCUGUCAGCAGCCCUCGCACUGGAAUGACAGUUCGCAUCCUCACUGACCACAAAGGCUCCCCCAUCACGGUCAUACAGUGCACUGGGAAGCAGUACUAUGACUUCGGGGUGGAAGGCAGUGAGCUCUGGCUUGCCACCAGCUCGGACCGGCGGGUCAGUGUCUGGGCCUCUGACUGGCUGAAGGAUAAAUGCGAGCUCCUCGACUGGCUCAGCUUCCCUGCUCCUGCAGUCCCUGAGGGUCUCAGCAACCUCCCUCCGAGCCUGGCAGCAUUCUGCCCUUGGGAACAUGGUACUCUGGUUUACGUUGGCUUUGGGAUGCAGAAGGAAGCCUUGUUUUACAGUCUGCACAAAAAACAGGUAGUUGAGAAGAUCUCCUUGCCGUACUUUGCCGUGUCACUGAGCCUGUCUCCUGCAGCUCGCUUUCUAGCUGUUGGCUUCAGCGAACGCCUCCUGCGGCUGCUGCGCGGCGCGGCGGGGACGGAGCAGGACUACGCCGGGCACGACGACGCCGUGCACCUGUGCCGCUUCGCGCCGUCGGGCCGGCGCCUCCUCACGGCCUCCUGCAGCGCGGUCCUCGUGUGGGAGACGACGGGCAGAUGAGGCCGAAGGCCGCCUGCGGCCCCGGCCGCCCCGCGGGGCGCCGCGCCCGCGUUUGCGCUUGGUUUUCGGUAAUUAAUAACAGGAGCAAUAAAGAGCGAGCUGGGCCAAGG